Gossypium raimondii (Peruvian cotton) is the source of this 1352-nucleotide messenger RNA. Its product is annotated as vacuolar-sorting receptor 3. NCBI's taxonomy places the organism in Eukaryota, Viridiplantae, Streptophyta, Magnoliopsida, Malvales, Malvaceae. The record is from RefSeq and is a predicted model, not a curated record.
AUGAAAAUCAAAUCGAAGACAAGAUUGCUCUUUGCUUUAAAGGUUUGGAAUGUACGGCAAGCAGAUGCUUCUGCAGUGCUUGUUGCGGAUGAUAUUGAAGAAGCAUUAAUAACCAUGGACAAUCCUGAAGAGGACAGUUCAUCUGCCAAAUACAUUGAAAAUAUAACAUUUCCAUCUGCCCUUAUCGAGAAAACUUUUGGUGAAACUAACCCUGAUGAUCGUGACGAGUACGAGUUAUGGACCAACAGCAAUGAUGAAUGCGGAGUUAAAUGUGAUAUGCUGAUGGCAUUUGUGAAGGAUUUCAAGGGUGCUGCUCAGAUUCUCGAAAAAGCUGGCUAUACGCAGUUCACACCCCAUUAUAUAACUUGGUACUGCCCUCAAGCUUUCACCCUAAGCCGACAGUGCAAAUCUCAAUGCAUCAACCGCGGAAGAUACUGUGCACCGGAUCCUGAACAAGGUUUUAGCUCAGGUUAUGAAGGGAAAGAUGUAGUUAUUGAGACCUUAAGGCAGCUUUGCGUUUUCAAAGCGGCAAAUGAGACCAAUAGGCCUUGGGUGUGGUGGGACUAUGUGGCUGAUUUUCAAAUAAGACGGCCCAUAAAGGAGAAAAAAUAUAACAAGGAAUGUGCAGAUGGUAUUAUCAAAUCUCUUGGGCUUGAUGCUAAAAAGAUUGGAAAGUGUAUGGGAGAUCCAGAUGCUGAUACGGAGAAUCCUGUUCUGAAAGAAGAACAAGAUGCUCAAGCGGGGAAAGGAUCUAGAGGAGAUGUUACCAUAUUGCCUGCACUUGUUGUCAACAAUCGCCAAUAUCGAGGAAAGCUGGCCAAGGGUGCUGUUUUGAAGGCCAUAUGUAACGGCUUCAAGGAGACUACGGAACCAGCUGUUUGUUUGAGUGGUGAUGUGGAGACGAAUGAAUGCUUGGAAAAUAAUGGUGGUUGUUGGCAAGAUAAAGCAGCAAAUCUCACAGCCUGCAGGGAUACAUUUCGAGGAAGAGUUUGUGAAUGUCUCUUGGUUGAUGGCGUGCAAUUCAAAGGAGAUGGAUACAGUCACUAUGAAGGGCAGUUUGGCAUGACAAUCAAAGUCUAUAUAAAACCUACAUCAAACAAUGCAAAGCAAUCGUCAACAAAUCAAAUCAAAUAUAUACAUAAUGGGGGAGAAAUCAUGGGUGUUGAUGUUCUGUUUGCUGUUGUUAAUCCUUGUUAGUCCCUCACGUCAAGUUGUUACAGCACUCGCCCCGGUUGGAUUUGGGUAUGCGUUUUGCGUAACUACUUGCAUCGCCAACAGAACUUCUCUUGGGGAUUGUAUUCAACGUUGCCUGCUGUCAGAAGCACUAGUGGAGACUCUGGAGGAAACCCACC